CCAAGCUCAACGCCGGCCCGGAUCCAAAACGACAGGCGCGUCGCUGCCUUUUGCAAUUGCAUCGGCGCAGUCGAUAGGACAUAUUUUCAUAUUCAUGUGCCAGCUAGUAACCAGGAACGUUUCCGCAAUCGUAAGGGGUUAGUACUGGUGGGAUAGGAGGUCUCGGCCCAUGACGGUCAAGUAUACCAAGACGCGCUCUGGCUUGGAUUUCAUGCACCUGACGACCGCAAAUGCUACCUGGCGGACGCUGGAUAUGCCAAUAGUGGGAUAUUGCUCUCACCGUUUCGACGCGUCCGCUAUCAUUUGCAAGAGGUGGGGGCUCUGGACUACACACCACAAAACCCACGAGAGGUAUACAAUCUCCAGCACUGGCGGCUGCGUAAUAUGGUGGAGCGUACCUUUGGUGUCUUCAAAUGGCGGUGGCGGAUAUUUCAUCGUGCGCAUGAGUUUUCAAUCAGAAGAUCCCAUUAAGGCUGACGAAAUGCUUGUACGGAGGAAUCAAAUUGCAGAAGGACUCUGGAUCAGUGAUGUCCAAGAGCAGCAGGAGCGGCGGCGGCGGCAGCGACGACAGAAGCGACAGCGGGAGUAGUAGGCCGCGCGGACAGCAAAAAUUUGGCAUCAGUAGUAAAAGUGGGAGUUAGGAGU
Messenger RNA from Bipolaris maydis ATCC 48331, 645 nucleotides. The record is from RefSeq and is a predicted model, not a curated record. Lineage: Eukaryota; Fungi; Ascomycota; Dothideomycetes; Pleosporales; Pleosporaceae.